CUAGAUCUGAUGUGAGGUCAGUUAUGGAAGCAUUUUAUAAGCUGUCUUUGGUUUCUAGUGUGUAAACUGUGGCAUGUGCCUGGGAUUAGGACAUUUCGUUGAGGAUUUUAGCAGCUCCCCGAUGCUUGUUUGCUGGAGAGGAGAACUUCAUGGCCUGAACUUCACGCUACACUGACGUUUGCUGGGACGUUUUCAGUUUGCAGCUGAAAGAUGUUCCAGUUCAUCCGGAAACAGCUUCACAAUCACCUGGUGGAGCGCAAAAUCAGGAGAACUCGCCUCGUCACCAAAGACGGCCACUGCAACAUCAAAUUCGGCACCACUGAAUAUCAAAGCCACUUUGCUUUUCUUAAGGACUUCUGGACUACAUUUGUCGAAAUCCACUGGUGUUUCGUAAUUCUUUUAUUUGCCGCAGCCUUCACCGGCAGCUGGUUUGUUUUCGGCCUGCUUUGGUACUCACUAGCCAAAAGCAACGGAGACCUAUCUGAGUCUCAGCAGACGAAAUGCAUCGAGAACAUUAACAGCCUCACGACAGCUUUCUUGUAUUCUUUAGAGACCCAAACGACUAUUGGAUAUGGCGGUCGGGCUCUGACGGGUCACUGUCCUGGCACUGUCGCUCUAUUAAUAAUCCAAUCCCUCAUGGGCGCCAUCAUCAACUGCUUCAUGUGUGGACUCAUUCUGGCCAAGAUCUCGCUCCCGAAGAGAAGAGCAAAGACCGUGGCGUUCAGCGAAACAGCCGUCAUCCGUCUCUGGAAGGGGAAUUUAUGCCUCCAGAUACGAGUUGCCAAUCUACGGAAAACCCUACUGAUUGGAAGCCACAUUUAUGGAAAGCUUCUGCGCACCACUAUCACUCCCGAAGGCGAAACCAUCAUCCUGGAUCAGGUGAAUGUUGAAUUUUCGGUGGACGCUGGGAAGGAUAACUUGUUUUUUGUGUGUCCGCUUACUAUUUACCACGUGAUCGACAAGUCCAGUCCGUUCGCGGACAUGGCGGCGGAUAACCUUCAGCUCCAGGACUUUGAGUUGGUGGUUUUUCUCGACGGCACGGCGGAAUCUACAAGCUUGUCCUGCCAAGUGCGAACUUCCUACCUUCCCAGAGAGAUCAAAUGGGGUUACGUGUUUCUCCCCGUCAUCUCUCGCACCAAAACUGGAAAAUACCGUAUCGAUUUAUCCAAUUUUUCCAAAACGCAGCAAGCAGAUACUCCACAUUGCGCUUGCUGUUUUCAUAAUAAACAUAACAAGGGGCUCAUCCUCCACCGGCAUGGAAGCGAAGGCAUCGAUAACCUGGGAUUUGAUGUUAUUGACCUUCAGGACUCAGCUGAUGUAACUGAGAAGGGCGAUUAAGGCUUGAAGUGACUGAUUGAGAGGAAUCGAGUGUGCAGUAAACAUCCUGUAAUAUGGUGGCAUUUAGUACUGCGAACGUUGAAGCCACAUAAAAGGAGAGGAAAGAAGAGAGGCAGUCGCUUUAGAUGCUUGUGUUUCCUAACAGACACUUUGGCCGCGUUCCAAAACCUAGCGAGCUGCUUGUGUAGACGGUGUUAUUUGAGGUAUUGUUUGUUUCUGAAACGAAGCCUGCUACUAAGUGUCGCAAUUAGGGUUGAGGAUCGUUUGCGAUACAUGUGACAGAUUGAUGCUUUUAGAAUGGUACCGUGCUUGAACUGAGACGCUAGAAAAAGAGGAGUCGCAAAACGAUGGCGGAUGGUGUUUUAUUGAAACGAAACAAAUUGAAUUCGACAAUAUGUUUAAUGUGAGCAGUUGAAGUCAGAAUGAUUUGCCCUCCUGUGGAUCUGUGGUUCUUUUUGAAAGCUUUCCAAAUUGACAGAGCAGGGGGUUCGAACAUGGUGAUGAGCUAGACCAGGGAUGGGCAAACUCGAUCCUGGAGGGCCGGUGUCCCUGCAUAGUUUUGCACCAACCCUAAUCAAACACACCUGCUUGUAGCUUUCUAGUGAUCUUGAAGACACUA
This is a messenger RNA of Danio aesculapii, 1957 nucleotides long. RefSeq names its product potassium inwardly rectifying channel subfamily J member 1b (gene kcnj1b). The coding region runs from base 211 to 1338 and encodes 375 amino acids. Gene Ontology annotation, biological process: potassium ion import across plasma membrane; regulation of monoatomic ion transmembrane transport. The transcript is spliced from 2 exons. Gene Ontology annotation, molecular function: ATP-activated inward rectifier potassium channel activity. Gene Ontology annotation, cellular component: plasma membrane. NCBI's taxonomy places the organism in Eukaryota, Metazoa, Chordata, Actinopteri, Cypriniformes, Danionidae. The record is from RefSeq and is a predicted model, not a curated record.